Molecule: messenger RNA, 3105 nt
Organism: Engraulis encrasicolus (European anchovy)
Lineage: Eukaryota; Metazoa; Chordata; Actinopteri; Clupeiformes; Engraulidae
Product: zinc finger protein 569-like
Exons: 17
Coding region: 125-2464 (779 amino acids)
Biological process (GO): regulation of transcription by RNA polymerase II
Molecular function (GO): DNA-binding transcription factor activity, RNA polymerase II-specific; RNA polymerase II cis-regulatory region sequence-specific DNA binding
Source: RefSeq, a predicted model, not a curated record
AGGCGGAGGAGGAGUGAGAGGAGGAGGAUGAAGAAGAAGAGUUUGUUCUGUUCUCCAAACCAGCAGAUGGCGCUAAGAGCUCCCAAACCAUAUUCAGAAAACAACACUGGACUUCCUCGCGUCCAUGGUCCUGCCGCUGCUGAACGCCAUGGAUACCUCCUCGACGCCUCCCUUGGCAUCUCUCCGCCUGUUGCUGUCUCCUGUGCGGCUGGUGUCGGCCUGCCUGUGGCAGAUCGUGGAGGGACAGCACCUGGAGCACUACGAGCAGCUGGAGAACUUUGUGACUCUGGUGACUAAGAUUGUUCCAGACGUGCUGAGCCCGAGACAGACGGCCACGCUCAUCAUGGGGCUUAGAGCAAAGGUGUUGUUGGAGAUGUGCAGAGGCGACCUACCCGUUGACUCUGAGACUGUUAAGAAUCACCUGCAGCAAAUGCAGUCUACUGAUCCUGUACAGUCAAAGAAUUCAGAAAUGGAUCGUUUUCAAACAGACUUCUUGAAUCUUAUUUUAAGUCUGUUGGAAGACCCAGCCAAAAAGGAAGACUUCUUUCAGAGAGUCUAUCCCGUGGAGUAUGGAGCUGACUUUGACAAGGCUCUGCAGGUCCUGGUGGCGUAUUUCAUCUCCAGGCUGGAGCUGCUGCUCCCCACGCCGAACUUCAAACAGGUUGCCUCCUGGAUGAGUGGCUCGUAUCUCUGGGAUGAGUGUCAUCAGUACAUCACCAAGACAGAGCACCUCCAGCAUCUCAUACAGCACAACAGCGACACGCCUCUCAACAGCAACGCGCUUCCAUCUCUCGUGGAGGAGCGCAUCAUCUCUGCGUUGUCCCCGGCAACCGCUGUGGACUCCACUCAUAGCCAAAGCAUCUCUCAGAAGAACACGUCCUCUCAACUGGACGACCUGCUUGCCCAAGAUUCUCAGGGUGUCAACACAACCUCAGAUGCAGCAAGCACAGCAGAUGACCAGGUGUCGCUCGCUUCUCAUAACAGUGUUGACCACGACUAUUCUGCUGGACCUUCGUCUGAUCUGAGGGACAACGAGGAGAGUUCGAGGACGGGUGGCUCUAUUGCUGCACAUGGUGCUCAACACAACUCAACUCUCUCUGGUGACUCGCUCCAGAUGAAUGCCACGUUGACUCUCCCAGGCCAGAAUGCCAGAAGCAGCAGCAGCCAGCAGAAAACCAAAGGAACUGUGAAAGGGGCCCGACGGGAUGCGACCAACACCCAAACUGCCGUCCAAUCAGCAGGAAAGGGUUCAAAGAAGUGUCCGCACUGCAGCAGGAGUUUCAGUGUCAUCUCUGACCUGCUGCGCCACCUGAAGUACCAUCAGCGUCCACAGCUGAGGGCCAGCUCCAAAUCCUCCCUGUACUCCUGCACCACCUGCACCGCCACCUUCCUCUCCCUGGCCAGCCUGCAGAGACACCAGACGGCCAUGCACAGCCGUGUCCACAAGUGCUCCUUCUGUGAGCAGGCGUUUGAAAGGAUGUCGGAGCUGCUGCGUCACAUGAUCAUGACCCAUCAGGGGCCCGACCCCAAGCCCAACACGGAUCCGAAUCCGAACCCGAACCCGGACGCCGAGCCAGCCACCACGUCAUUAAGGAUGACCUGUGAUGACGAGGGGCCGGAGGAUGAGGCACCGGAGGAAGAUGGGCCGGAUGAGCCUUCGCAAGAGAAGCCAUCGCCGGAGAAGCCAGCACGGGAAGUCAGCGCCAGAGCCAAAGCCAGAGCCGAACGCAGAGCCAGAGCCGAAGCCAAAGCUGCCGCCACAGGACCCGAAGAGGAAGGCUGCAAAUACUGUGGCAAGACCUUCGACACCAUAAUCGAGCAACUGACCCAUGAGAAGACGCACAUGGAGAUGACACCGUAUCACUGUCGGCAGUGCCCCAAGUCUUUCGUGACCAGGUCCAGCAUGCUGCGCCACGCGGCCAAGCACACGGGGAAGCUGCCCUGCCUGUGCGACACGUGCGGCAAGAGUUACUCUAGCGCCGAGGACCUGAGGCGCCACAUCAACCAUUGCCACUCGGACGGCAAACACUGCUGCCCGCACUGCGGAAAGAUGUUCAGCACCGCCGGAAACCUCAACAUUCACAUCCGCAUACACACAGGGGAGAAGCCGUACAUAUGCGAGACUUGUGGAAAGGCCUUCAAGAGUGCGGGGGACCUUCAGCUGCACAUUCGUUUCCAUACGGGAGAGAGACCUUACAAGUGUGCGGUGUGUGACAAGGGCUUUGUGAGCUCCAGCCACCGACUCACCCACUCGCGCAUGCACACGGGAGAAAAGCCCUACCAGUGUUCCGUCUGCGAGCUCCGCUUCGCGAGGACGGGUUCUCUGAAGAGUCACAUGAUGACGCACACGGGCGAGAAGAAGUUCACAUGCCCCGAGUGCCCCAGUCGCUUUAGGAGGACAACGCAGCUGCGUGCACACAUGGAAAGGAAACAUCAGACGAAGAAGCGGGGCCAGCAGCUUUAAAGUUGUACUGUGGUUUAUUUCCAGAAUUCAUGCUGCCCAUUCACAAAUGUUACCAUUUCACAAAUACUUGCCACCGCCAUCAAAUUCAUAGUUCUCAUUAUUACUGGAAACAUCGUAUUUUUAAUAAAUGAAAAAAGGGAUCUUGUCCAUGUCAGCCAUUUUGAAUGUCCAGAAAUAGAUUUUUUUAGCUGCAAGACGUACUGCACUUUGGUCAUACUAAAUAUUGUAAAGGAGCACAUGAUGACGCACAUGGACGAGAGGAACUGCACAUGCUCAGAGUGCUCUGUCAGCUUUAGGAGGAAAAAGGACCUGAAUCUCACCUGGAGAGGACACACUGCCACGCAAAGCAGGGCCCACUGACCGCUUUGGCCGGGCCAAGGACAAAAUAAUCAGCAAAAAAAGGUGGAUCGUCUCCACGUCCACCAUUUUGAAUUUGCAGAAAUAGAUAACUUUUAGCUGCAAAAAUGACUGUACUUUGGUCAUCCUACUGAAUACGUGUUAGUUUAUUGCAUAGUAAAUAUUCAUGGAAUGAUACAAUUUGGGAAUAGGCAACACAGUUGCAACGAGCAGCAUAGUUGGAAAUACCUACUCGGGCCACCACAUUCCUACACCUUUUAAAUAAAUCAACCUUUGAAACCUUU